AUGUCGCCGUCCUUUCUCAUUGUUGGUGCAACAGGAAACACGGGUCGUGGGGUGGUGGAACUCUUAUCAGACACCAUUCGAGCCAGCUCAACCUUCUCUAAACAUCGCAUCAUCGCUCAGACACGCUCAGCCAACAGCUCUACUGCUAAGGAGUUCGCGAAGCUAUCCAACGUCGAAGUUGUAGAGCUCAACUGGCCUACAAUUACAUCUCAAUGGCUCCGCGAACAUGAAGUAGAAAGGGUGUUCAUCGCCUCGCAUAACCAACCCAACCAAUUCGCUGAGGAGUCGGGUUUCUUCUAUGCAGCUCUUAAAGCUGGAGUCCAGUAUGUUGUGCGAAUCUCUACAACAGCUUCAAACGUACGUCCGGAUUGUCCAGCAUAUUAUCCACGUCAACACUGGGCUAUCGAAAAGAUGCUCGAGUCUUCGGCUUACGACAAAUUGCACUGGACCUCUCUCCAACCUAACGCCUUUCUCGGAAUGUGGUUGUCGUCCGCCGCGGAGAUGAUAAAGAAAGUGCAAAAUGGGGAAGGAAAACAGGACACACUCCGACUUAUGGCUAACAAAGACAAACCUAUCGGCGCCAUAGAACCCAUGGACAUCAGCGUGGUUGCAGCGAAGCUAUUACUUGAGAACGACACUGCAAAGCACAACAAAGCAAAAUACGUACUGAAUGGCCCAGAAAGUAUUACUGGCGCUCAAAUUGUGGCGAUGGUGGAGGAUCGCAUCGCAGCGAGAGUUGACAACGUUGUUUUCAGGGACAACUCUAUGCUGGAUGAUUUUGCAGCGGCAUCCCCACAGCUGAAACAUCUUCUCGCCACGAUGAAGGAAGCAGCAGAUGAGACAUUCGACUCCCCCCUUCCGACUGUACCAACGAGUCAGGAGAUUCUUGACUUUGCACCACCGAAAAUUACUCCAGCCAGUGUUCUCGAGCAGUUACUAAAGUAG
Molecule: messenger RNA, 945 nt
Organism: Alternaria burnsii
Lineage: Eukaryota; Fungi; Ascomycota; Dothideomycetes; Pleosporales; Pleosporaceae
Exons: 1
Coding region: 1-945 (314 amino acids)
Source: RefSeq, a predicted model, not a curated record